ACACUAUAAACGGCAAAAACGACUCCUAAUACAAAGUUCCCAUAUGCUGCACGACUCAAAACUCUUCAGUUUCAACUCUCUCUCUCUCUCUCAGAGUCCCAGUUCUCUGCAUGAAAACAUCUCUAUAUAUACACACACAAAACGUAUACAAUCAAACGGUUUAUUUUUUCUUUAUCAUAUCAUAUAUAAAUAUUACAAUUCUCCAUUUUCUUUGAAUUCUCAAUGGCGGGUCUUUAUCAUACUUCUGCUUUUGUUUCUCGUUUGCUGUUUUUACUGACAGUUCUCUCUGUAUCACUCGCUGCUUUUGCUUUUGUUCUCCAAUGGCGUGGCGGGUUACCCGACCCGAGUACCCGAUGGGCACCUGAUGAUGAUCCCACUGAGUUUCACGGCAUGGGUGGGUCAAAACCCGUACGUUUAUCGGAUUCUUCCUUGUCCGGUUGUGAAAAUAUUCUUGGCCAGAGUCGUAUGCCGUCGUUUCCAUACUUCAAAGAUUGGAAGUUUAACCUCGAGUCAUCUUCCGGGUCGGAUCUUAAGCCUAAGAUAUCAAUCACUACAAGUACGUCCGCUGGCUUAGAGCAGAUACUACCCUGGUUAUUUUAUCAUAAGGUUAUCGGGGUAACAAACUUUUUCCUGUUUGUGGAGGGAAAAGCUGCAUCCCCCAAUGUAUCAAAGGUGCUAGAAUCCAUCCAAGGAGUAAAAGUUAUAUAUAGAACAAGAGAACUAGAAGAUGUACAAGCCAAAAGUCGGAUCUGGAAUGAAACUUGGCUUGCUGGAUUCUUCUACCAACCAUGCAACUACGAGUUAUUUGCUUUUAUAAUAGCUUCAACUGUGACAGAGGAGGAAAUGUUUCAGUGGUACCGGGAACAUGUUGUUUGGACCGACAAAGCACUAAUUAGGAAACUCAUCAAGAAGGGCAUAUUGACACGCAUAUAUACUCCUAUGGUCAUUAUACAGGGAUUGAAGGAAUCUGGCGUUUUCGCUUCUGUUGUUGCUUCAGCACAUAGAAAUAUCAUAAAAGAAGAGUCUUUAUCUUCUACUGGAAACAGAAAUGACUCCAGAUAUCCUCAUAUUACUGAUACUUUUCCGAGAAAGAUGGGUCGUAUAUUGGAACCUCAAGCAACUGCAAGGAAAUUCUUGGAAUUUAGUGAAACUGAUCGUCAGGCAAUUUCACCCCAAUCGCCUCCUGGCAUGGACGGAAUUCACCUUCACAAAAUACCUUCUGUACAUAACUCUUCUUGAGGAAAAACACCCUUGGGAAGAUUGCUGCGAGGAAUUCUUUCAUACCGUGAUGGUGAGGUACAUGAGUUGUGUCUUGCAUAGUGAUAUAUACUCUUAGGAAAUUGGUUUCCAUAGAAUUGUCUGAGUAUCUAGCCAAGAACUCAGAUACACAUCUUAGAGUCACUUGGAAUCAUAGACUGAAGUAUUCUUAAAGAUUUUGGCCAAUUCUUGCUUCUCUUUCUUUUUAACCCCCAUAUUUUUCAACACGAGCGAGUGUUAGAAAUUUUUCAAUUUUUAAUGUGAAUACAUGACAGAAGGAUUUGGACGAUGACAAUCUUAAUUAAUGGGGUAGAUUUAUCAUGUUAGAUGUAUAAGAACAAAUUAAAUACCUUCCAUGCCUCAAUCUUUAAAAGAUUUUCUUACAUUUA
This is a messenger RNA of Nicotiana tabacum (common tobacco), 1646 nucleotides long. The record is from RefSeq and is a predicted model, not a curated record. Lineage: Eukaryota; Viridiplantae; Streptophyta; Magnoliopsida; Solanales; Solanaceae.